Messenger RNA from Nannospalax galili (Upper Galilee mountains blind mole rat), 499 nucleotides. RefSeq names its product neuropeptide B (gene Npb). Lineage: Eukaryota; Metazoa; Chordata; Mammalia; Rodentia; Spalacidae. The transcript has 2 exons. The record is from RefSeq and is a predicted model, not a curated record. Bases 1 to 357 code for a protein of 118 amino acids. Gene Ontology annotation, biological process: G protein-coupled receptor signaling pathway; feeding behavior. Gene Ontology annotation, molecular function: G protein-coupled receptor binding.
AUGGCCCGGUGCGCUCCGCUCGUGGCCGCCGCCCUGGCGCUGCUCCCGUUGCUCGCGCCGCCAGCCCUGGCGUGGUACAAGCCGGUGGCCGGACCCCGCCACUACUCGGUGGGCCGCGCCGCGGGGCUGCUGUCCAGUUUCCGCAGGUUCCCGUCCCCGCGGCGCACCGAGUCCCCAGCACUCGCCGGAGGCGUCCUCCCCGACAUGCGCGCCAGCCUGCGGAGCCUCGCUUGGUGCGUCAAGGACGUUACCCCGAACCUGCAAAGCUGCGAGCGGCUGCUCGACGGCCCAGGGACUUUCCAGUGCAAGGCGGACAUCUUCCUGUCGCUGCGCGCAUCCGAUUGCCAAAGCGCCUGAGCCCCGGAGCCCCAACCGGAACCUCGCCUCUCCCCGGUGGGUGCCCCCCAUGCCCAGUCUUGUUUGGGGACCCCCCCCAGGCCCUGUCGUGUGGGGCGGCUCCUGUGAACCCUAACCCCCCCACAGCAAAUAGCUGAAUGAA